Messenger RNA from Drosophila biarmipes, 2190 nucleotides. Its product is annotated as annulin-like. Gene Ontology annotation, molecular function: protein-glutamine gamma-glutamyltransferase activity. Gene Ontology annotation, biological process: peptide cross-linking. The record is from RefSeq and is a predicted model, not a curated record. The transcript has 2 exons. Bases 1 to 2151 code for a protein of 716 amino acids. NCBI's taxonomy places the organism in Eukaryota, Metazoa, Arthropoda, Insecta, Diptera, Drosophilidae.
AUGUACUAUUACCCUAAUACAACUACGUUCUUGUACCAACAUGUUACAAAUUCAGAGGUUCUAAGCGUUGAGGAAGUAAAUCUCUGCCUGGAGGACAACCAUGUCGAGCAUCACACGAGUCACUUCUAUGCGGCGGCUGCCAAGGAGGCCCUAAUCGUGAGGAGAGGACAGUCUUUCAGGCUAAAGAUCCACUUUAACCGAGACUACAGCCCAAGCAAGGAUGCAGUCAUCUUCAUUUUAACGGUGGCGGACGACACCAAACCCAGCCCUGGUCGCGGGACACUCAAUGCCAUAGUGCCCUUUGACAACAUCGAUUAUUUGGGAGACACCCUGGAAUGGGGGGCUGGUAUCGAGUCGCAUGAAGGCCAAACCCUUACCGUGCUGAUCAAACCGCCCUGCACCUGUCCUGUGACGGAGUGGAAGCUGGACAUAGACACGAAGCUGCUGGGAGGCGAAUCAAGGAGUUAUGCCCUCCCUCUUCGCAUAUUUGUGCUAUUCAAUCCCUGGUGUCCGGAUGAUCAGGUCUAUCUUGAGGAUCCUAACCAACGAAAGGAAUACGUCAUGAACGAUACCACUCUCAUUUGGAGAGGAUCCUACAGCAGCCUGCACGAAUCGGCUUGGAAAAUCGGACAAUUCGAACGCGACGUGCUGGAGUGCAGCUUGGAUGUCCUCGGCAGCGUGGCUAAGAUGCCACCCGCCUUCAGAGGUGAUGCAGUGAAAGUAGCCCGUGCCUUGUCGGCCCUGGUAAACGUUAUCGAUGACUAUGGCAUCCUGGUGGGAAAUUGGACGAACGAUUUUUCGGGGGGUGUUGCACCAUUCAACUGGACCGGUUCAACGCAGAUCCUUCAGGAAUUCUUCAAAACCAAACAACCGGUUAAGUUCGCCCAAUGCUGGGUUUACAGCGGCGUCCUGGCUACCAUCGCCAGGAGUCUGGGGAUACCGGCUAGGAUCGUCACCUGCUUCGCAUCCGCUCAUGAUACCCAAGCCUCUUUGACCGUGGAUUAUUUCGUUGACGAAAAUAACAAAGUUUCGGGUGACGACAGUAUUUGGAACUUCCAUGCCUGGAAUGAGUUGUGGAUGCAGCGACUGGACUUGGAAGAUGGUAGGCGUGGUAAGUGUGACGGCUGGCAGGUGGUAGAUGCUACUCCACAAGCGACCUCCGACAAUAUGUUUCGACUGGGUCCGGCGCCCAUUUCGUCCGUGAAAGAUGGCGAGGUUCGUGCACCCUUCGAUGUUGGAUUUGUAUUCGCAGAGGUGAAUGCUGAUAUCCUCUAUUGGCGCAACAAGGGCCCAGGCCAUCCGCUUAAGCUUAUCAAUAAAGUUGUCGAUGGUGUAGGUAAAUACAUCAGCACAAAGGCCGUCCUAAAAUGGGAAAGGGAAGACGUCACCGACAGCUACAAGUACGCAGAGCGUUCAAAGGAAGAGAGAAGCACCAUGCUCAAGGCCCUGAAACAGUGCAAUAAUAACUUAAGCAGAUGCUAUCUCAAUGAAGACUUUAAUGAUGUUGAGUUCGAAAUGGAUCUAAGCCACGACAUAAUUAUCGGGAAGGACUUCGGUGUGCUGCUGAAGCUGACCAAUAAGAGCCAAAGUCAAGCUCACGUGGCUACUGGAAUUAUCCGCUGCGACGCCGUUCAGUACAAUGGCAGGGGUGCAGAGGAGGUCAAGGAAUUGAGCUUCGAACUAACAUUGCAGCCCGGAGGCAGUUACCACGUUCGCAUGGAGGUCAGCUUUAAGGAGUACUUUGAAAAGCUAUCCUCCAAGGCAGCCUUUCACAUUACAGCAGCAGCCAAGGUGAAGGACUGCGAUUUCGAAUUCUUUACCCAGGACAGUUUCCGGGUUCGCAAACCGGCCCUUAAGCUCCUUUUUGGAGGGGGAGACAUUGUGGUCAAGAAGGAGAUGGACGUGACUGUGGUCCUGGAGAACCCGAUGCCGAUUCCGUUGCGGAAUGGUGUGUUCAUUGUGGAGGCACCGGGGAUACAGACACCUCUGAUUUUCAAGGUUGGCGAAACUCCUGCGAGUGACAAAGCGGUAGCGACAUUCAAAUACGUUCCACCCUACGCUGGUCGUGGCGUAAUGGUGGUCAAGUUCCAUUCCAUGGAGCUGGAUGAUGUGGAUGGAUACAUAAACUAUAAUAUUGCACCUGGAUCGUAGAAGGCCAAUAAAAGACCCACUACCCUAAAGGAAUUUCAG